This is a messenger RNA of Chaetura pelagica (chimney swift), 1149 nucleotides long. It is a transcript of the gene DPH2, whose product is annotated as DPH2 homolog (S. cerevisiae). NCBI's taxonomy places the organism in Eukaryota, Metazoa, Chordata, Aves, Apodiformes, Apodidae. The coding region runs from base 1 to 1149 and encodes 382 amino acids. The transcript is spliced from 6 exons. Gene Ontology annotation, biological process: protein histidyl modification to diphthamide. Gene Ontology annotation, molecular function: 2-(3-amino-3-carboxypropyl)histidine synthase activity. The record is from RefSeq and is a predicted model, not a curated record.
AUGGGCUCAGAGUGCCCAAAGCUGCGUGCCUUCCACCUCUUAAAGAACAGAUACAGCCUUGGAUUCAUAUUCAAAAGAAACAGGGCGGUGCUGCACUACGGCCCGGCCUGCCUCAGCCCCUGCGGGAAGGUCCCGGUGCUGCACAUCUUCGGGCAGCAGCCCCUGGACGUCGGGCGCUGUGCGGAGGCCUUCCGGGAGCUCUACCCCGACCGGCAGAGCCGUGUGGUGGUGCUGAGCGAUGUGGUCUAUGCCCAUGCAAUGGGUGAACUGGAACAGCAGUUGUGCCUCGAGUACCCCAAUAUCGUUUUCUCCAGGGUGGUGUGUGAGGACCCUCCUGGUCCCGCCCCACCUGGGGAGGUGCAGCAAUUUGGCCGCCGGAUCCCAGUGGAAGCACCGGGAGGGCUCCAGGACUGUGCCAUGUUCUACGUGGGAGCUGAGGGCCUGGCCCUCACCAACUUCAUGCUGACCUGGAACCACUGCUCCUUCAGCUCCUUUGAUCCCACCACCGGCUGCGGCCGCCGCGAGACCCUCAACGUCAACCGGGCCCUGAUGCGGCGGCUCCACUUGGCUGUGCUGCAGCACCUCCGGGAGCUUCUGUGCCGAGCCGGCAAGCGCAGCUACACGCUGGCUGUGGGGAAGCCAAACCCUGCCAAGCUGGCCAACUUCUUGGAAGUGGACAUCUUUGUCCUGGUGGCCUGCGCUCAGAACUCCCUGCUGGAUUCCAGUGAUUUCUACCGGCCUGUUGUGACCCCCUAUGAGUUGGAGCUGGCCUGCAACCCAGCCCGUGAAUGGACAGGGAACUACCUCACUGACUUCCGAGACCUGCUGCCAGGUGCCUGCGCGCAUGUCGAGCUCCCGCCUGCCGUCCCCGCGGCAGAGGCCGUUCCCGACGUCUCGCUGAUCACGGGGGAGAUGCGCGUCACCUGCCUCUGCGACCCCCCGGCCCCUCAGCUGCCCCCCAGCACUGCCCUGGCCUGCAGGGACCAGACACGGGCCCUCACCCAGAUCAGCCCAGCCGCUUCUUUCCUGGAGUUCCGCAGCUGGCGGGGCCUGGAGCAGCAGCUGGGACAGACACCUGUCUCCAAGGCUGUACAGGGCCGACGAGGGAUUGCCAUUGCCUAUGAGGACGAGAGGCACGAGCAACCCUGA